Messenger RNA from Manihot esculenta (cassava), 945 nucleotides. Its product is annotated as lamin-like protein. The record is from RefSeq and is a predicted model, not a curated record. The transcript is spliced from 2 exons. Gene Ontology annotation, cellular component: plasma membrane. NCBI's taxonomy places the organism in Eukaryota, Viridiplantae, Streptophyta, Magnoliopsida, Malpighiales, Euphorbiaceae. Gene Ontology annotation, molecular function: electron transfer activity. The coding region runs from base 182 to 700 and encodes 172 amino acids.
UUAUUAUGGUGUGUUUGUGUGAGUGAUAAUACAGAUUGGCAACCACUGUUUCAAAAUUCAAUUAUUAUUGCUGGGCCUCGGGAUUGGAUUGAAAUUGGAUAUUGUUUACUCUUCUUGCACUCUCCAGUCAAAAAGCUUCCACAAAAGAAACAACAAGAUUCAACCUCCCUCACCGGUUACUAUGCUGCCCAGCUCACCUCUUCUCGUCUUCUUCUGCUUCUUCAUCAUCUUCUCCGCCACUUCCACCACCGCUACUGACCACAUUGUUGGUGCUAACAAAGGCUGGAAUCCUGGCAUCAACUACACUCUCUGGGCCAAUAACCACACCUUCUAUGUUGGCGACCUUAUCUCAUUUAGGUACCAGAAGACCCAGUACAAUGUGUUUGAAGUGAACCAGACAGGCUAUGACAACUGCACCACAGAGGGAGCGCUAGGCAACUGGACCAGUGGUAAAGAUUUCAUCCCUCUUAACAAGGCCAAGAGGUACUACUUCAUCUGUGGAAAUGGACAGUGCUUCAAUGGCAUGAAGGUUUCUGUUGUUGUUCAUCCUUUGCCUCCUGCACCAUCAGGUAGCGUUUCUUCUUCUAACCAUACUUCACCGGCUUCUGCUGCUCCUGUGGUUCUGCAGAAGGGUUUGGUAAGUUUUAGAGCUUUGGUUGUGGCAUUUGCUUCCAUUUGGUUUGGAUCUGGUUGGAUCUAGGACUAGUUGAGUAGUAGUUGAAUCUGGCUGUUGAAGCCUUGUGAGUGUUUAUUGGUUAUUACUCUCAGUUCAAAUGUAUCAUUUCUGGUCUUUCUUUUCUUUUCUUCGUGUUCUUUGGAUUAUAAUUCUUCUCUUCAUUUAUCCAUUUUUGUAUUAGACAGUCAUUUGAAGGUGUUUCUUUGAUUUGGCUAAUCAGAACUCUGCUGCUAAUGUUAGUACUAUGUAUGGAUGACAAUUUUCUUUGA